Messenger RNA from Cuscuta campestris, 1661 nucleotides. The record is from the annotation of a GenBank genome assembly. NCBI's taxonomy places the organism in Eukaryota, Viridiplantae, Streptophyta, Magnoliopsida, Solanales, Convolvulaceae.
UUAUCCGGGUGGUUUCCCUAAGAGGGGAAAUUUUUUGAAUAUAAUUCCUGAGUGGGAAAGGUGGAGACAGACCAAGAUGUACAGUGCCUCUGCUAGGCAAAAUGUACGCUACUUUAGGAAUGAGCUUGACUGCUUGCAGUUCCGAAACGUUGUUUGGCAACCGUACGAUAUUGAUAACUUGCCUGCUUAUUGUCGUCGUAGUCCUCAACUAUGGACUUUCCAAGGCUAUGUUAUUUAUCGUUCGAUUAUUGAGCCUGUCAUGCCUAUGCGAUUCACACGACAGUUUGGGAUGUUGCAAACCAUUCCUGAGCUUACCCAUCCGUAUACAGAGGCCUAUCAUAAACCAAAGGGAUGUAAAUCGACCCAGACGGUACAAGCAUGCGUGGCGCAAUGGAGGGAUAAUCGCUUUGCCUUUACCGUUUUCCAUGAAAUGGAGCCCAUUGUAGGAGAGAAUCCAUUCCAAAUUACCGUGGAAUAUGCUAACCGGUUUGCAACGUACGGUCGGCGUAUUAUUGGAAACCCAUAUCAUCGACCUCUAGAAGGAUCUGAAAAUACUUCUGCCAAACUUGCAUUCUUGGUGAAUACAAUAAAGAAAGCGGAGCGUCGACUCGGUAAAGUUCUCGGAGCGGUUGCAGCAGAGGUUCGAGAAAACCUUAGGGGUGCUUUAGAAAACUUUGACCCCAACGAAAAUGAGCUUCUUGAAGACGAAGAAAUGCAUGGAGACGAGGAUGAGUUUGAUGCUAACGAGGUCGAGACUGGUCCAUAUUUCCCACAAACUGACAUUACUCAACCCGGACAAAGUACCCAAGAAGAUCUUUUUGGUGCGACACAAUUUGACACACGCAAUUUGGGUGGUGAUAACUUCGCAUCCUCGUCCAUGCCGCAUGACUAUGAGAACAGCCCGUUCGAUGAAAUUGAUGGCAUCGACAGUGAUAGGUUAUGGGAAAUAUUUUUCCAAAAGGCCAUUCCCUUGGGUUUACUAGAAGUAUACAUCGACAGUGCUCGUGCGGGUGGAGAUGAGGCCGGUCCAUCGAGACGUGAUUAUCGUGUUCGUUCGCAGGGGGAGACGAUUGCAGAUGAAGUUAUUGACAACCCUGACUCUGAUGAUGAUGAAGAGUACAUUCCUUCGGACGAUGACAUUGACACAGAAGAACAUUGGAUCCAUGAAAUGGAAGCUGAAGCUGGUGUAAGAGGAAUUUCUGGUGGCGUGUCUGAUGGCCCUCUUGCAAUAGGAACUGUAGUCGAUGUUGUCUAUGCAUCCGAACCACCAAACCUUAAUGCUACACCUGAAGAGACCCCGCGCUUUAAUGGACUUCCGAUAAUAUACCUUGUGUUCAUGUUCAUGCUGUUUACCACUCUUUUCGACAACAAGUUCCUCACAACAUAUUACCGGCUAGUUCUACCUCCCAAACGGCCAACAGAUGAGAUUCCACGUUCUGGGAGACGUCAACGCAAUCGAUACCAGGGCGAGAUGGAUUUCAGGGCAAGGAGAUGAUUUUAGUUUAAUUUUUUUUUAGUUUGUUUCAGGGAAGGUAUUGUAAUUCUUGUUUACUUCAGAUGUUGAGAAUGUAAUUUUCUGUUAAUGUUUUAAUAUAUUUAUGUUUUCAAUAUUGCGUUCUUUUUCUUGUUGAACAUCUCUUUAUUAAAUUUUUAUUGGUUGA